Molecule: messenger RNA, 3326 nt
Organism: Dalotia coriaria
Lineage: Eukaryota; Metazoa; Arthropoda; Insecta; Coleoptera; Staphylinidae
Product: GTP-binding protein Rit1-like
Exons: 3
Coding region: 372-1145 (257 amino acids)
Biological process (GO): Ras protein signal transduction
Cellular component (GO): plasma membrane
Molecular function (GO): GTP binding; calmodulin binding; GTPase activity
Source: RefSeq, a predicted model, not a curated record
GUAAUAUCGUAACCUGCAAAGUAACUACGACGUAUAAAACGAUACAAACUUGACUUGAUAGUCAUUUGUUUAAUAACUAUCAUACCUUAAAAGUCUGCAUAUUGUUUAUGCUGAUAAAGAUGCAUGCAGCAAACUGUAAAUGAAAAUCUCGGUAUGCAAUAUUGACAAUCAUAUGAUCGCCCUGUCAAUCUCUUGUGUUGGUGUUGUGCGCGGGGCUGGUGUCAGUCAGGGCGAAUCGUCCAUCGGUUUAAGACGGGACGGUAGGCGCGAGCCGCGUAGGAUGUCGACGUUAAAGUAAUUCCAGGCAAAAAGAGCGACCCCGUUGGAACCAUCGCGACGACGGAGCGCACCACCGCCGCCGAAGCGCCAGCAUGGCCGGCGAGGCGUGCACAAGCGGCAACCGCAAGCGGAGCAAGCUGUGCCGCCAGGGCUCGAGCAGGUCGGGCGGCAAAGACUCCGACAUCGACACAGAUCGCUCGUCGGUGGGGCUUGCCGGCGCGCAGACCACGCGGGGCGGCAUACGCGUGUACAAAAUCGUCGUGCUCGGCGACGGCGGCGUGGGCAAGUCGGCGGUCACGCUUCAGUUCGUCAGUCACAGCUUCUUAGACUAUCAUGAUCCCACUAUUGAAGAUUCAUACCAGCAACAAGCAGUCAUUGAUGGUGAACCUGCACUACUUGAUAUCCUAGACACAGCUGGACAAGUGGAAUUCACUGCCAUGCGAGACCAAUACAUGCGCUGCGGCGAAGGUUUCCUCAUUUGCUACAGCGUCACCGACCGCCACAGUUUCCAGGAAGCGCUCGAAUAUCGCAAACUGAUCCAAAAGGUACGCGCCUCUGAAGACACGCCACUUGUACUCGUCGGCAAUAAGUUCGACCUGGAGAUGCAACGCAAGGUCACAACCGACGAGGGUAAAUCGCUCGCGCGUCAAUUCGGCUGCCCGUUCUACGAGACAUCCGCCGCGCUUCGCACCUACGUUGAUGACGCCUUCCAUACGCUGGUGCGUGAAAUCCGCGCAAAAGAGCGUGCGAAACUCGGCCUGCCAAACAGCGAGCGCAAACCGCAUCGCCACAGCAAAUGGUGGCGGCUGCGGAGCAUAUUUGCGCUCGUCUUCAAACGCAAGCGCCAUCAUCAGGGCAAUUCCUAGACACGCACGUAAAAUGUGUGAUUGAAGUAAGCACAAGACAAGACAUAAUAUUAUAGAUUUUAUGUUCGAUUACAAAAGCGGGGAACCAGCGAACAAAACUGUUAAAAUAGUGUUCGAACUUCCAAUUAUGUUCAAAAUCCAAAUCAUUCCAAACUGCUAGGGGAGGUAAAAUGGUACUACUUAUUGAUGAUUACCUAACGAGAUAAUUACUCUACUAAAAACGCAAGUACCAUAUUAAUUAAAGCAAUACUACAACAGGCUGACGCACGCCUCGCUCUUCAGAAUGACGCACAAUACGACAGUUAUUAAUUUUAUUCGAUUAUUUGAUCAAUAAUGCCUAAACAAACAUAAACUAAAAACGGAUUAUCAAUGUUUUCAUGUGCACUACAAUCAAAUAAUCUAAGGCACAGGAAACAAAAACGCAAACAAACCGACAAACAAUUAGUUCAAAGAAGUUAUUAUAGUGAUUAGCCUUGGUAUAGAUGAUUGAACGACCAAUUAGACGACUCUAAUUGAAGAUGAUUUUAUUGAAUAAUAUUUAUUAAUCAGAUUUGCUGGACCAGAUCAGUGUUUCGCGUGCAAUACUAGUCAUAGGUAACGGUUACCUUGAAACCAUUAUAUCUAUUCAAAUGUGUAUAUUGUCGUUGAAGUUUUAUGAAUUCGACUUUAUAUUGUUUUCUCACACAUAAGUAAUCGUGUCGAGUGUGUGGAUGUGCAUGUGAAUGUGAGUGUGAAUGACGAGCAAUCUGCGAAGAGAUUCUAUACAGAGUAUAAAUUCUAUUUAAUUGUUGUUAAGUGUCUGGGACAUUAUUAUCAAAUUUUAUUGAACCAUUCGAAUGAGAAAUAUUGUUAUAUUCUUGCAUAAUCGAAAUCGUUUAGUAACGCAAAUGCCAAAGAUGUGAAACGAAACUUGCAGUGCGCUUGCGAAUGUAAUCAUCAACUUCUUGUACUACUUCUGAGUGCUUUCACGCGAGACGUGGGGCAAAACGACGCAAUAAUUCGAGCAGCUGAACUUAAACUGUCGAUAACAUCUAUCCUAAACGACUAUUUACAAUCGUUUUAUACUUUUAAGUUAUCUACAUCUUCUUAUGAACAUUUCCCGAUAUUUUCAUUAAUAUGUUACGAAGCGCUUAUCUCGAAAUUUGAUUUUUAUGCGCAAGGGUCACAUUCGGUGCUAGGUGUAGACGAAGGACUAAAUUUUUAUUUAAACAUGUUCACGCAAUUUGUUUGAUUCUGAUAAACAAUCAAAAUAAUAAACCAAGUAUCAUUUUACGCAUUUAUUAUUCCAAUAUUAUUUUUAUCCUUCGUCCAGGUCUAUCACAGAAUGAAAAGGCAACUUUGUACAAUUCUUAUACUGUAUAUUUUUAAAUUUUAAACUAACGCUUGAAUCAAACAAAUGUUUCAUCCAAUUAUAAUGAUAUUAAAAAGAAAACCUAAGCAAACUACGAAACAGGGUUUUAUCAAAAAAUAUUCAUUACUUUUAAUGUUCAUCUAACGAAAACCCAUGACGCUCAUUCAUUCAUAACGCAACGCAUUUGCAUCUUCGAUUAAUGGCAAUUAAAUGUGUUGAGGGCAGGAGACAAAAGCAAAUAUCACUUACUAAUCCGCGCCUGAUAUCGAAUGAAUCUCAUGGUGGGUGCAAAAAGUGCAAUGUAAUGCACAUUCAAUCAUAACCAAAACGGGUAUAACUUGUUCAACAUUAACAUGCAAAUAAUAUUGAUUGAUUGAGAACAUAAAUAUUGCAAGAAGCAAUAAUGUAUAAAUUAAAUCCAAAUCCCUUUAUAGGUGUUAUUCCACUGUGAAUCAAAGUACAUACAUAUAACACGUACAACCUUAGUUGUUCUUUUUAUAUAGUUUCACUGCAUAGUAAAGUGCUAGUUAAUUAGGGUGAAUAAAUAACUACUGAGUAGAAAACAAACAAAAACGGACCACCCCGAAUCACCCAUAACGCCACAUAAAAUAUAUUGUAACAUAUAUGAUUAGGAGAGAGCUAUUAUUAUAGUUGAUUUUUAAACUGGAACAUGCUUUUCAACAUACUUUAUUUUUUAUUACCAUUAGUUGUUAAGUAUUUAUGAAAUGUUCAUAAUUGACUAAAAACCAGCAUUAUGUGUAUUCUUAUUUCGAAUUGUUUACGUAUUAUUUUUUUGUAUUUGUAAAUAAAACCAUUAUUUGUUUAGAAAA